UUCAUUAUCCCACGCACUUGGCGAUGUGUGCCCGGCCCACUUCUUGUCGUCAGUUUUAUGCCUUGCCCUGUGUGUGUGUGCAUUGCUUCACCGACCGACCGCCUUUUUCGCCACAAGGGCAAAUCAUAGUGAUUCGUCGCCCGUGGAAUUUCGUAGGUGUACCGGUUAUAAUUACGCACGCUCAUCAUAAACACAACAUUUUGAGGACCUUAGCCAAAGCAACGGCAACAUCUGUUUCAUUUUGCUAAUCCGGGGAAGCAGUUGUGCCCGACGUAAUCGUGUGAUUUGGACGACAUAGACAGACAGAUCUCCGAGGACAGACGGAGCAUGAUUCGGGGGCCUCCAGGCUGCAUCACAGAGCUGUGCCCCUUGUGACAAUGUGCUUGUUCCGAAAGCAUGAACUGCAUACAUUUGUGGAAAAGCUAAGGACGCAGGGAAAUUUACAAAGGGCCUUGUUCUCGCAGUCUCAGGGAGCUUCUUCUGCGUUUUUAUGACAAGGGCUGUAUUAAUUUAGAACGUUUGAACCAGUUACUAGUCAUUCCAGUAGUUCUACACUAGUCUUUCCUGCCAAGCCGAGAAAAUCAAAUUUAUAUAUAAUCUUUAUUGUUUACUCACCAUACACUUUGAAACUUAACUUAUUGGAAAGUUUGAGACUUUUGAUGUACAUAUAUAUCAGGAACACAGACAGCAAGUGCCUCUGAACGUUCUGUCGUUUGUAAAAGUGUAUGGUCAAUGGUUGUGUACAUAUAGUGGACCAAGUACUUGUAGAGUUGUGAGAUCCAAGUGUUCAGUUUUAGACCAGUUGUUAAGUCACUUUUGACCUAACGAAGGAACUUAAAAUAAAACUGUGAUUGAUUUAGUUCCUCUCAUGAUUUAAGCAAUUGGCUUUUGUUGCUGUAUUUUCCCACCGGAAAAAAAAGUAGAUUCCGCAAAACAUAUUUAAGUUCAUCAUAUAUAGAACUUGCAGAGACUUUGAAGCUUUGAUCAAAGGAUUUGGAGUCUAGCGUGUAUUCAUUGGAUUACUGUGUGACUGUGUGUAUAGAUAACUGUGUACAGAAUACUGUGUGUAGACAUAAGACACAACGCACCCAACAGGAAAGUCCUGUUUGUGACUUUUCCAAAAGUUCUGAGAUUGAUCAGAAAGUGACUCUGGUUUUAAAAAGUUUUAUUUGUAGUGGGGUUUUUUAUUGUGACUUACCCGCUGAUGGUGGCAUUGGUACUGUUGCGAGACAGCACAUACACAAUGUUUGUGGAUAUGACCCUGACGGAAGGCACUGAUCUCCCGCAGCCUUGGCGGAGAAACAAGGCCUUUUCCAAAAAUCUGGGGCUGAUCUCCGAGGAGAUCAUCGACAUUGGUGAGAAUGGUUUGGUCCCCGAUGACUUCACAGAAACAGAGCUCAAGACAGGCAUGUGGUGGCGCCACCUGGUGGCAGGCGGGGCCGCGGGAGCUGUGUCAAGGACGUGCACCGCCCCCUUGGAUAGAUUAAAAGUUUUACUCCAGGUUCACGGCUCCAGCAAGAACAACCUGACCAUCAAGUCUGGCUUCAAACAGAUGCUGGAGGAGGGAGGGUUCAAAUCCCUGUGGAGGGGCAACGGAAUCAACGUCAUCAAGAUCGCUCCUGAGUCGGCCAUCAAGUUCAUGGCUUAUGAGCAGAUCAAAGCGUUGUUCAAGGGAGACAGCAACAAGGAGCUUGGCGUGCUGGAGAGACUGUUGUCUGGCUCAGCGGCCGGGGCCAUCUCACAGACCAUCAUCUAUCCCAUGGAGGUUUUGAAAACGAGAUUAGCCCUGCGCAAGACGGGUCAGUACAGCGGCAUUUUCGACUGCGCCCGCAAGGUGGCCCAGUACGAGGGCAUGGGGAGCUUCUACAGAGGAUACAUACCCAACCUGCUGGGGAUUAUUCCUUACGCUGGCAUAGAUCUGGCUAUUUAUGAGACGCUGAAGAAGAUGUACAUGAAACGCAACAAGAACCAGGACCCAGGGAUUAUCGCCCUGCUGCUGUGUGGCACCAUUAGCUCUACCUGUGGUCAGCUGGCCAGUUACCCUCUGGCUCUGGUCAGGACCAGGCUACAGGCUCAAGGUACGCUGUGUGUGUGGGUGUAUGUGUGUGUGUGUGUUUAUGUGGUGUGUGUGUGGCACCAUCAGCUCUACCUGUGGUCAGCUGGCCAGUUACCCUCUGGCUCUGGUCAGGACCAGGCUACAGGCUCAAGCUCAACAAGGCUCUAUGAAGAAGGACACCAUGACAGGAAUCUUCCGGAGCAUUCUGAAAAACGACGGGCCCCGGGGUCUGUACCGGGGCAUUGCGCCCAACUUCCUGAAGGUGGCGCCGGCCGUCAGUAUAAGCUACGUGGUCUACGAGCAGGUGCGCACCGCCAUGGGGGUCAAGAUGAGCUGAGAGGGAGGCUGGCCGCGCGACCCGUCGGCUGCUACAGGGAGUCGGAGGGCUAGGACAGUGCCUAGUGUACCACAGAAAAAUGUAGUUUAGUUUUCGCUUCUUCUUUUUUCUUUUUCUUUUUUACAAACUGUAGGGGUGUACCGCCCAAAAUUUAGACAUAUAUAUCGACUGGUCAGUGUAAGACUGUGUCGCACCCGACCCCAUCCAUAAUGGGCGCCCCGUAUUACACUGGACUGUUGAUGUAUCUCUCUCCCCCUAGUUGGUCUCGGAAUGGAAAGCGGGAUUUGUAGGUGGGUGGUUGGAGGGUGACACUGUAGGUAGGUUGGGGUUUUGUUUUUUUUUUAUUGUUUUUUUUUUAACCCUCUGUUGUUGAUGGCGGUUUGUUUUACCUUUUCCCUACGUCUGUGGUGUGACGGUGAGGCUCGCUGCCUCUGACCCACAGAAAGGGUGAGUUGAGGUGUUGUAAUAUCCCACUGGGCUUGGGUUGGCCCCCGACAGACAGUGUUAGAGCAGCCGGCCUCCUAUGUGAGCUCGGUUGUGUCCACAAAGUGCGGAAAACACUUACCCUAACGAAAAUUCAGUCUUGUCAGCUGUAUGGAAUUUCCCGGAUUUGUUCGUCGGGAAUUCGAGAAUCUUAUCGCAUACACUGCCCCCAAAACGUGUCCUUCUGGAUGUCAUUUUGUUAGUUGGUCGCUUUUAAGGACAAGCGGGCUAACCCAGAUUUCGGGGGGUUUCCAGAAAUCUUGACCUAUGCCAAAAAUGGGCUUUGUCCCACCUAUUGGAGAAGUUUGGUUUCAUUGGUGUGUAUAUUUGUUUGGUUACAGAGAAUACCGUCCUUGUCUUUUUUAAAAGAAACUGAACAAAGGGCAAAAACUUUACCUUCGAUUUUCUCAAAACAGCAUUUUUCGGGAUAGCCCCUUGUGCUAAAAAGCGACCAGUUGUCACGUAACCUGAUGGUAAAACGUCGCGGUGUUCCUCGUUGGGUUUUGGAGAAAUUGGCAAUCCUGAAAAUUCCCAAGUGUGUUGGCCAGUAAGCUAGGAAGACGUUGUUUGGUUUCAUCAUCAUCUCUUUGUUAUUGCGCAGCUGGUUGCCUCAUGUUGUCUGUGGGUCCAGGGUUUGUUUGUUGCCAGGUGCUCCACCACUUACCCCAGUGAUAGAAACAGCAGGUCGUCGGUCAGCUGGUCAAUUGUACUCAGCCCAGAAUUUUCAAUUUGAAAAAGUUAUUGCAGUUUUUUAGUCUACAGUAUUGGUUGCAUUUACUCGAGAAUUAUUUUGUCCAAAUUCUCCAGGCUGAAGGGCUAGAACCCAGAUGGUCGCUGGAUCGGAAAAGUAAAGAAAAGUAGGUAAAGUUGAAAUUCAAAUAGUUAAUUUUGGAGAGAAAAAAAAAAGAAAGAAAAAACUGGAAAUUUAGGUAUGCUUUUCAAGAGAAUGAAUGAAACGGUUCUUUCUCUCUCUCUCUUCUGUAAAAUGUUACUCAACUGUUUGGGCUCAGUACAUUUGACCAGCUGGCAGACGAUGUGUAUCCGACAGAUUACAUUGAACGUGUUAGUGCCAUGUGUCACAUUUCUCACCAUCUGAUUAGUUGGGGAUUUUUUUUUUAACCAUCGCAAAAUAUAUUUUUUUAAUGUAAAUUCUACACUGAGGCUGUGAGUAUGUGAAGGGAAUAGACCUCUGUUCAUAGUUCCAUCGAACAUCUAAAUAUAGCUGCUUCUCUGUUGUUCAUUAGAUUUUAACUGAUGUAUGACAUACGAUUCAUGAACGCACACCAGAAAGUAAAUGGACCUCCUUUUCUUUUAUCAGUGUGACAUUUAUUGAUUAGUGGGUUCAGCUUCGCUGCGUCCGUCAGUCUUGCCUCUUUGUUCUUGUACAGCUAGUAGGAUUUGUUUUCUAAAUCAAAAUGUUUGGCAAUGUUUUUGAAGGUAGAAAAGUGUCGCUGCUUUGUGAAGGGACCUUCUGAUUGGUGGAGAAACUACUACUAAUACUAGCUUUUUAAGUUAAUUUAUUUAUUUAUUUUAUUUUUUUUGUAAUCUCCCAUAUGAGAACUGAUCUAUGUGAUCAGAAAACAGUGUAGAGCGCUCCUUUUAUUCUUAGCUUUGUGUCGUAAAUAUAUUCUGUAGCUGUAUAAUUAUUAUUGUUAUUAUUAUUAUUAUAAACCUGUAGCC
Aplysia californica (California sea hare) is the source of this 4556-nucleotide messenger RNA. Its product is annotated as calcium-binding mitochondrial carrier protein SCaMC-2-B. The record is from RefSeq and is a predicted model, not a curated record. Gene Ontology annotation, molecular function: ATP transmembrane transporter activity. Bases 1205 to 2446 code for a protein of 413 amino acids. Gene Ontology annotation, cellular component: mitochondrial inner membrane. NCBI's taxonomy places the organism in Eukaryota, Metazoa, Mollusca, Gastropoda, Aplysiida, Aplysiidae. Gene Ontology annotation, biological process: transmembrane transport. The transcript is spliced from 9 exons.